Messenger RNA from Gaeumannomyces tritici R3-111a-1, 1618 nucleotides. RefSeq lists its product as hypothetical. The record is from RefSeq and is a predicted model, not a curated record. Lineage: Eukaryota; Fungi; Ascomycota; Sordariomycetes; Magnaporthales; Magnaporthaceae. Gene Ontology annotation, biological process: lipid storage; lipid droplet organization. The transcript is spliced from 3 exons. The coding region runs from base 117 to 1400 and encodes 427 amino acids. Gene Ontology annotation, cellular component: endoplasmic reticulum membrane.
CGCAAACACCAGCCCAGGCUUGCUCCCUCAGUCCAUUCCAACAAAACAAAUGGGUUGAGCAGAGCGGCGCGUCGCCAGCACGAGAGCUGCUUGCGGAUAAACUGCACUCCUCCACCAUGGGCUCCUACAUCAAGGGCGGCUUCCGUGCUGUCACUUCGAAGACGGCCCAACGGACGGUGCUGAAGACGGUUGUGCUCGUCACCACAUCGCUUGUUCUCCUUGGUCUAUCAGCUUUUGCAUACCUCCUCUUCUACCAGAACUACCUCCCCGACCAGGUGUCGACGAUUCCGCUGCAUCUCCAAUACGGCCGCUCCGAAAACCCCUACGCGAUCGCACCGCUCCCGAACCGGCUCGUCAAAGAAUCCCAGGACUACGAUGUUACCGUUUCGCUAACCCUGCCGCGCUCGCCGGCCAACCUAGAGAGGGGAAACUUCAUGAUCUCGAUGUACCUGUCAACUAGCUCGGUUCCCCCGCCCGGCGCCGCGCUAGCCCACCAGAUCGACCCCAGGAGCCUCCGCGACCCGAACCACUGCGUGUACUCGGACUCGCGGCCUGCGCUCAUGCCAUACACCGACCCAGUCGUCUCCGUCGCGUCCAGGAUCCUUCUACUGGGUUGGAACAUGAUGUUCCCCCUCCCGAGAUCCGCCACGGCCGUGUUGGCCGUCCCGCUGGCCGAGAGGGUGUCGUUUGCGGCGGGCAGCCAGCGGCCAAAGUCGCUCCUGGUGGAGCUGGAGACGGGCGCGGAGCCGCCGCUGCGCACGUACUCGGCCAGUGUGACCUUCACGGCGCAGCUGAGCGGCCUGCGCUGGUUCAUGUACCGCCACUGGCUGCUCUCGUUCGUGGUCUUCACCACUGCCUUCUGGGCGUGCACGAUGACUUCCAUGGUGGUCGCGUGGGGAAUCCUGGCACUCUGCCUCGGCGGGGGCCCCCCGCCCAGGGAGAAGACGGAAGUGGCCGUGAUCAAGGACGAGCCGCGACAGGACGACAAGGGCGCUCCGGCCGCGAGGCCCGGCGGCGCGGACCGCGAGGUCAAGAAGGAGGAGGACAAUGACGACGACAUGGGCAUCGCGCUACCACCCACACCCCGCACGCAGCUGUCGUCGAUUGGUGCUUCCGCCAAGGGCCCACCGCCGAGUUAUCAGUCGGGCGGCAGCAUGAGGGGAAGGCUGGCGGGACUGUCUGUCAAGUCGCCGUCUGGCGGUCAUUUGUCGUCGCCACUGGACGCGAGGGGCUCGCCCGGCGGUGGCGAGGAGUGGGGCAAUGGGGACGACGAGCGUGAUGAGCGCUGGAGGAGGGAGUACAGCACGGCAAGUACGGGAUACGACGAGGGCCGCGAGGUGGGAAGCAGCGGCAGCAGUCUCCGGCGGCGGUCGUCCCAGAGAAGCACCCCAGGAAGCUGAUAUUACUCAGAGGAAUCAAAUGCCGCUCUAACCCAGGGGUGCUGUGGCAAGUGUUGCGAGCACGGCAGGCGUUCGGAUUGCUUUUUUUUUUUUUUUGUUCUUUUCUUUCUGGCAUCCAAGCCACAUUUUAUUGGGGGAUCGGCCAUAUCGUAGACUCAUUGACGGUUUAAUCGCGACGUCCGAUAUUCCCCCUCUUCUGCUAGUCCGAUGUUUGAUAC